Messenger RNA from Scylla paramamosain (green mud crab), 3542 nucleotides. RefSeq names its product putative inorganic phosphate cotransporter. Gene Ontology annotation, biological process: transmembrane transport; monoatomic anion transport. Gene Ontology annotation, molecular function: transmembrane transporter activity. Lineage: Eukaryota; Metazoa; Arthropoda; Malacostraca; Decapoda; Portunidae. The coding region runs from base 495 to 2129 and encodes 544 amino acids. Gene Ontology annotation, cellular component: plasma membrane. The transcript is spliced from 12 exons. The record is from RefSeq and is a predicted model, not a curated record.
GGCUCCGCUGUCUCCUCGAUUCGCUGUACGGUGUUGUUGUGUUGCCAUCGUCACCAUUAACUGCAUCAAGGGAAAAUUGUGUUAUCCAUGUGUUGUGGUUCAUUAUUAGGAGUGUUUAAAGUGUUGUGCUAGUCGUUGAAAAAAAAAAUAUUUGUCUCAACUGUUAGUGGCAUUCUUCACCACCACCACCGCCGCCGCCGCUUAACCUCAGCAUCUCCCCACACGCCACCUAGUCACUGCCAUCUCCCCGCUCGCUACCUCUUUCAUUACCCUCUCACCAUCAGCACAGUUUUACACCACCACCAUCAAAACACAUAAUUUUUAGCGUUUUUAUUUUUUUGUUCAUUCAUAGUCUGUGUGUAUGUGCGAGUGUUGCUCCUAAAGUGUUUGAGUCUCGGCUCUUGUGUGUUUCAGUCUCUCUCUCUCUCUCUCUCUCUCUCUCUCUCUCGUGUUAGUUCUAUGCGUGUGUCUGUGCGUGACUUUACAUCAGGGCCAUGAAUCUUGAGCGUCAUCGGCCGUCUUCCCGAGAGGUGUUGCAGAAAAUGGGACGUCAACACCAGCAGGAGGAGAAGGACAAUUUGCUGGUGGCGCCUCCCCCUGUUAUGCCUGAAGGACUGUUCGGCACCCGUCACGUCCUGAGCUUAAUGGGGUUCCUGGGGUUCGCCAAUGUGUACGCCAUGCGGGUGAACCUGUCAGUGGCGGUGGUGGCGAUGGUGAACAGCUCGGCUAUCCCUCACGUCAACACCUCCACUCAGGACGCUUGCCCAAACACCGCCACCAACUCCUCCACACACCACAAUGAGGACGGAGAGUUCACCUGGGACGAGAAUGAACAAGCACUGAUCCUGGGGGCUUUUUUCUGGGGGUACAUCAUCACCAACCCCAUCGGAGGUCGUCUGGGAGAGGUCGUGGGGGGAAAGGUCGUAUUCUGUGUGGGGGUGCUGGUCACUUCGGUCCUCACGCUGGUUACUCCUGUCGUGGCGCGGACUUCCACCCCUCUCCUUAUUGCCUUGAGGGUGGUGGAGGGCCUGGGUGAGGGUGUAACAUUCCCAGCAAUGAAUUCAAUGUUGGCUCGGUGGGUGCCUCCUUUCGAACGUAGCAGAACAUCCUCCAUCGUGUAUACAGGGUCUCAAGUUGGCACAGUCAUCGCAAUGCCUAUUUCAGGUCUACUCUGCCAGUCUAACUUCCUAGGGGGCUGGCCGGCUGUCUUCUAUGUGUUUGGGACACUAGGGGUCCUCUGGUGUGUGGCCUGGAUGCUGCUGAUCCACAAUGACCCAGAGAAACACCCGCACAUCAGUCUGGAGGAACUCACCUAUAUUCAACACUCCCUCAAUCGCUCCAGCUCAACCAAGGCCCCACCAUUCCCCCUGCUCAGUGUGCUCACCUCCCUUCCAUUCUGGGCCAUUGUCGUCGCCCACUUUGCUCAGAAUUGGGGUUUCUACACUCUUCUCACUGAAAUGCCGACUUACAUGAAGAAUAUUCUGCAUUUUGAUAUUGCUGAUAAUAGCUUCAUGUCAGCCCUGCCUUAUUUAAUGAUGUGGCUGUUCAGUCUUCCGGCGGGCUACGUGGCAGACCACCUCCAGACCUCCGGCAGGCUCUCCACCGCCAACACCAGGAGGCUCUUCAAUAGUAUAGGAAUAUAUGGACCAAUGAUCUGCCUGGUGUUGGUGGGGUACGCCGGCUGCAACCGAACAGUAGCCAUCACCCUGCUGUGCCUCGGCGUGGGCUUAAAUGGGGCCACCUUCUCCGGCUACAUCAAUUCACAUCUAGAUAUUGCGCCGAAUUUUGCUGGCACGCUGAUGGGGCUAACAAACUGUGCUGCUACUGUUCCUGGCUUUGUUGCUCCUAUGGUUGCAGGGGCCCUCAUCAACGGAAAGGAGACCGUGGGGCAGUGGAAGCUGGUGUUCUGGAUCGCAGGCAUUGUGUACCUGGUUGGCAACACUUUCUACAUCAUCUUCUUGUCAGGAGAGAGGCAGCCUUGGAACGAUCUGCCAGCACACAAUAGCAGUGGUCUGGGGGCACCACAAGGAGCAUAUGGGACCUUCCUUGGCAGUGAUGAGGUUGACACAGGCAGUGAGAGAAGCCAGGGAGCCGCCUCUCACCCCACCAAAGUCCCGGAGAUAUUCUGAGGUGCAGGAGUAGUAGUAGUGGUAGUAGUGGUAGUGGUGGUGGUGGUGGUGGUGGUAGGAUGAGGACCAAAGAUUUAAAAGUUGUGAUUUUUUUAAUUGAAUUUUUAUGCUAAUCUAUUUUAUCCGUUUUUCUUUAAUUUCUGUGUAUUUAUUGGUGUUCUUUUAGUGUGUGUGUGUGUGUGUGUCACCGAGCACGAUUUAAUAUGAUAGAAAAACAAAAGACAGCUGCUUCAAUGAUGGUGAUGCAAGAUAGCGAGUGGUGGGAACAGCAUUGUGGGAGCGUUGUGGAGUGUGGUGGAAGUGAAAGUGAAGGCAGUGGAGUGUGGAUAAGAUAACAGGAGGGUGGUAACUGUCUAUCUGUGUGUCUGUGUGUCUGUCUGCCUCCCUGUCUGUCUGUCUGUCUGUCUGUCUGUCUGUCUGUCUGUCUCCCUGUCUGUCUGUCUGUCUGUCUGCCUCCCUGUCCGUCUGUCUGUCCAUCUCCCUGUCUGUCUGUCUGUCCGUCUGCCUGUCUGUCUGUCUGUCUGUCUGUCUGUCUUGCUAGUUUAUUUUUUAAUGUGUUGAAGUAAUUAAUGUUUGUCACUUUUUUAUGGCUUGUAGAGGGAGAAAAAUUAUAUACUGGUUAUUUAUUUAUUUUUUUUUAUUAUUUAGCAUUUAUUUUUAGGUGUGUGUGUGUGUGUGUGUGUUGCCUUGUCUGAGCCGCCUUGCGUGGGAUUGCCAGCCUGGUUUAGAGCUACUACUACUACUACUACUACUACUACUACUACUACUACUACUACUACUACUACUACUACUACUACUACUACUACUACUACUACUACUACUUUCCACCAGGGACUGACGGGACUGUGUGUGUGUGUGUGUGUGUGUGUGUGUGUGUGUGUGUGAUGGGUCUGGGUCUUCUUAGUAUAGAGAUAGGUGGAAUAUUAAGAGAAAUACGCAUAAUUUUAUUGAUCAACUAGUAGUAAAUUAGAAAAAAAAGACAUAUUUUUCCUCGUGUUUCAAUAUAUAUAUUCAUACUUAAUGGCGUUGUGAGAAAAGUCUAUUUUUAUUGAUAUUCGACUAUUUUUAUUGAUAUUCGACUAAUUGUGUCCGGUAGAGAAAGCAAAUGUACUUUUUAUUCAUCCUCUCGGUGCGCUUCCAUUACGCGGAUGCAGGCCAGAACGUUUGUUGGUUCCUCUUUACUAAUAAACUUUUUUCUUCUUUCCUUUACCUCUGUCAAUAAAGAAAGAUAUUUUUAUGUAUUUAAUUUAUUUUAUUUUAUCUAUUUAUUGCGCAGAUCUGAAAUUAAUACGGGCGUUGUUUUACAUAAUUCAGCUUAUAUUUAUGCGCUUUCUCUCUCUCUCUCUCUCUCUCUCUCUCUCUCUCUCUCUCUCUCUCUCUCUCUCUCUCUCUCUCUCUCUCUCUCUCUCUCUC